Molecule: messenger RNA, 1859 nt
Organism: Notechis scutatus (mainland tiger snake)
Lineage: Eukaryota; Metazoa; Chordata; Lepidosauria; Squamata; Elapidae
Gene: LRRC38
Product: leucine rich repeat containing 38
Cellular component (GO): plasma membrane
Molecular function (GO): protein binding
Source: RefSeq, a predicted model, not a curated record
ACUUCCAGCCACGCUCUGCUUGCCUGCCUCACACGCAGACGCCAGAGCUGCCAAGAUGCCGCCGAUGGCUUCUCUGCCAGCGGCGAUGGCUCCCCCAUGGUCCUGCUGAACUCCCAGGAUGCUGCCAGGUGUGCCACCCUUGGUCUUGCUUUGCCUGGCCUUCUUCUCCUUGGGGCACCCCUGCCCUGCUACCUGCAGCUGCACAGACUCCCACACGGUCGAUUGCCGGGACCGGGGGCUGCCUGGCAUGCCCACCCCAUUCCCCCUGGACGUACGGAAGCUCCUGAUGGGCAACAACAGCAUCCAGAGGGUCCCGGGGGACUUCUUCAUCUUCCACAGCGAUCUGGUCUACUUGGAGUUCAGGAACAACGCCAUUGCUGCCCUGCCGGAUGGCACCUUUGACAGCUCCGGCAAGCUGGUCUACUUAGAUCUGAGCUACAACAACUUGAGCCGUCUGGGCGCCAGCCUCUUCCGGUCAGCAGAGCGCCUGGUCAAGCUCUGCCUGGGGAACAACCGCCUGGCUGAGGUGGACGAGGUGGCUUUCACCAGCCUCAAGCAUCUCCAGGUGCUGGAGCUGAACCACAACCGCUUGCAGAGGCUGAGCCUGGCCACCCUGGCCGCCCUGCCCAACCUCCGGGUCCUCCGCCUGGAGGGCAACCCCUGGCUGUGCGACUGUGACUUUGCCGGCCUCUUCACCUGGCUGCAGGAGAACGCUUUCCGGCUGCCCCAAGGUCUGGGUGAGAUCCGGUGCACCCUCCCCGUGGAGGAGAGCUCCGUCCCGCUCAGCGAACUCACGGAAGCCAGUUUCCGGGACUGCAAGUCCAGGCUGUCCCUGGUGGACCUCCUGAUCAUCAUCUUCUCCGGGGCAGCCGUCUCCGUCGCAGCCAUCAUCUCUAGCUUAGUUCUGGCGCUGCUCGUGAACUGUUUCCAGCGAUGCACGCCCAGAAAAAAGGAGGAGGAGGAGGAAGGCUGAGUUCCCUUCUCUUUCCCUGCCCCUGCCCGCCUUGUUCAACGGAAGCCAAGGACUGCCUCCACUGGUUGGAAAGGGCAGCUCAGCCACGUAGCUGACCGGGAGUUUCCCAGGGGGAUUGAUAGGACAAGAUACUUUGGGAUCCUCUCCAGUGACCAUCGCUCAGGAGGCAAGGAGGGGCCUUCUCAGAAGCAGGAGGCUGACAGCUGCUUCCUCUUCAAUCUUCUCUCUCUGGACAGCUGCAAAUCAGCAGGAAAUCCCGCUGUCCAAUUCCAAGAAGUGGCCCCGAGUAGCUCCUGAUGGGGCUCUCCUGUCUGCGGCUGCAUUUACUUCUGCAGCUCCCCUCGGUGGCCGUGGCCAUGUGGCUGGCUCCCUCCCUGCCCAAGGCUCCCAAGCCCCUUGCCCACCGCCCUGCCUGCCUGGGACGUCUGGAAGGAUUGCUUCAACAGGAGCCGCAGCAGCAGCAGCAGCAGCAGCAGCAGGAGGCCAGCCCGACUCUUCCAGGCUCAGCUGCCGGUUUCUUCUUCGCCUGUGGUGUUUCCUUCAUUUCCUUCAUGGGAGAGAAAUGGCACCUGGCCCUCUGUUUUUCCAAAGGAGAAGAGCUUUUGGGUCAACGGGGUGACCCUUGCCCUCCUCUCCCCUCUGAUUGUCUCCAAGGGGUCCGAACGUCCAGCCUUUCCCUGGAGAAGCAUUGCUACCACUGGGCUUCCCAUGUUCCCCCUUCUCCAUAGUUUGCUCCUAAAUGCUUGGUUGGGAAGGCUCUGCUACUUUGAAACGGAACUGAACUUCAUCCUAAGCCUGGCCCACGUGCGAAUCAGGCACACAGAUUGAAAGGCGAGGCUGAUGAAUCUGUGGGCAGACGGCAGUGCUUUUGUCGAUGCUGGGUGAU